AUGAUUAAAUUAGAGGCUCAUACCUUUCAUAAUAAAAAUGUUAUGACACCAGCUAAAUUAUCAAAUAAAUCUCCUUUAGAUAUAGUUAGAUAGAAAAAAAUCAUUUUCAAAAGAGAAUUGUUAAAUACAGAAUAGAAUUUCCUAGUUCAAGUAACUCCUAAUUUCUAGUAUUAUUAGACAGAAGAAAAUUAAGAAAUUGUUUAUUUAAAACCUGAUGUUCCGGAUCUCAUUAUAACAGAUCUUACAAACAUGGCUAUAUAAGAAGAUAUAUCUGAAUAUUAAGCCUUAGAGUAUCAUAAUAGAGCAGCCAAGUUGUUAGAAUUUUAUACAAAAAAUUAGUAACUCAAAUUCUUAACUUAGAAUUCAAGUUUAAUACACAUCAGUUUUAUUCUCAAAAAUAAAUUAUGCCAUAAUACUUAAGAAAUAUGCAGUCCAAAAUGAAGCCUUGGAAAUAUUAUUAGAUUGUGAUGAAAUUCUUAAAAUUAAAGGCAAAGUACUCAAAAAGAAUUCAAUUGAAAGUUUAAACUUGGCUUAAAUUAUCUAAAACAAACUUUUAAGAUUGAGACUCAUGUUUCAAAUCACAUUACUAUUUUCAGAAACAAAAAAGUAAAAUCUAUAUUUUAAAUAAGAAAUAAACAGGCAUUAGAUAUGGCUAAAAAGGCAUUAAGAAUCUUAAAGAGUAUUGUAUAGAAUACUAUAAAAUUAUGUCAAUAAAUUACUGUAAUGUCAUUAAUCAAUAAAAAAUAAAGAGCCAAUUCAGAAAUCAGUUCUCCAUUAUAAAAAAUCUAGUCAUCAUAAUCAAUUAAUUUACCAUUUUAACAAUCUUAAAUUUUAUCAUAUCCAUAAAUUGUAGAGAAUGUUUUUAAAGAAAUAUUGAUAUCUAUCACAAGUAUGUUACCAAAUGAUGAAAAAUCUAAUGAUGUUAUUAAUAUUCAAAAUUUAAUGAUACGAAACAAUUAGAAUAGAAGUCAAUCACUUUUUGCUUCAGAAUAUAUUUUUCAAUCAUAAAAUAAUUAAUAAAAUAAACUAUUCACUAUUAUAGAUGAUAAUCAUCCUAUGUUGUAAAUGUAAAUUUUAGGAUUGAUGUAAUUAACUUAUGUAGAUUUAGAAGAAUUAUUCCCUAUUAAUAGUUAUGAGAUGGUUAUGGCAGAAGAAGUCAUUUUAGAAUUAGUAAAAAUCAUAUCAAUUAAUUCAUUAGAUUAUGUUGACAGGAUUAAGUUUCUAUAGUAUUUCAACAGAACUUAGAUUCAUCAAUAAUCAAUCUAGUAAAUUAACUGUAGAAAUAUGGCUUGGCAAAGCUGUAGAAAUAUUCUAUACUUAUGUACCACAUUCGAGUGCCAUCUUUAAUUAGAUUUAUCAAGUUUAUCAAAAAUUAUAUGGAGUAGACAAAUAAUCUAUAGUAAUCUAUUCAAAACAUAAUUUAGCCAGAAGAUGAAGAAGUAGAAUAUCAUACAAAAUUAUUGAAACCACAUCCUUUUAAUAAUAAAUCCAAUCUCUCUAAUAAAAUUGUCAUUAUAAUCAAAGUACCUAAUUAAAACAAAUAAUCAUCAUAAUCGAAAGAUACAGAAACUAAAUAAUCUCAAAAUACAUAAACUAAUUAAUAAAAGAUUUAAUAAUCAAUGUUUAUUAAAAAGUAAAUUAUUAUUCCUCAAAAACAUACAUUUACAUAACCUAAUUCAGAUAAGAAAUUUGAUACUAUGCAAGAUGAAAAAGAUAAGUCUCCCUAAUUACAAUAAUAAUUAUUUGUUAAAAAAAAUAAUAUCUCUUUAAAUUCUACUGAUGUAAAAUAAAGAGUAGAAAUUCUUAUGAAUUAAAUACUUAAUCAAUAAGCUAGAUUAACUUAAGAAAAACUUAAAUAAAAAAAUACACCUAUAACAAUCUUAAAACAAAAAUAUUAAGUUACAUCCAAAAUACAGGAAAAUCAAAAUACUUUUAAUCCUUUGAUGACUUCAUAACUUAAAACUACCAUUCCUGUUAGUAGAUCUCUAUCUAAUUCAAGAAAAACUAGUUAAUCUAAUUUUAAAAAUUAAUUUAAUAGUGUUAAAACUGCUUAAAUGAGAUAUCGUACUUAAAUGAGUUCAGGAGAUGAAUCAUCUAAAUAACUUGCACAACAAAUUGCUGCUUAAUUAGCUAGUUUUAAUCGCUAAUCAACUGUAUAUUUAUUAUAUUAUAUUCAUAGAAAGCUUUUCAAUUAAAAAGGAGUGAUUCUGCUAAAAAAUAAAAAGGUUAAUUUCAAUAAAAUUGA
This is a messenger RNA of Paramecium primaurelia, 2245 nucleotides long. Lineage: Eukaryota; Ciliophora; Oligohymenophorea; Peniculida; Parameciidae. The record is from the annotation of a GenBank genome assembly.